Molecule: messenger RNA, 1629 nt
Organism: Nanorana parkeri
Lineage: Eukaryota; Metazoa; Chordata; Amphibia; Anura; Dicroglossidae
Product: sterol 26-hydroxylase, mitochondrial-like
Exons: 9
Coding region: 1-1572 (523 amino acids)
Biological process (GO): cholesterol metabolic process; C21-steroid hormone biosynthetic process; cortisol metabolic process
Cellular component (GO): mitochondrial inner membrane
Molecular function (GO): iron ion binding; monooxygenase activity; oxidoreductase activity, acting on paired donors, with incorporation or reduction of molecular oxygen
Source: RefSeq, a predicted model, not a curated record
AUGAGCACUGUGGGAUUAAGGUCCCUCUCGUUCCGGUUCCUCGGGGCCCGGGGCCACCUGUCGCUGGAGUCCUGCGUGGUAGGGAGGGUGCAGCGCAGAGCAGCGGUGACUGAAGCCGCAGCAGCCGGAGUGGUAGCAGGGGACAAAAAAAUGAAAACCUUUGAAGAUUUACCUGGACCGUCCCUGCUCACCAACCUCUACUGGUUCUUCAUCAGAGGAUAUCUGUUUCAUUCACAUGAGUUAACUAUAAAAUACAAGAAGGUUUAUGGGCCAUUGUUCAAGAUGGUUAUUAGCCGCUACAAAAUGGUGAAUAUUAUGGACCCAGAGUUACUCCAAGUUGUGCUGAGGCAAGAGGGGAAGUAUCCCAUGAGAACAGAAGUGGACCUCUGGAAAGAGCACCGGGAUAUCAGGAACUUACCCUACGGUCCCUUUACUGAACAGGGACACAAGUGGCACACUCUCCGCACGGUGCUCAACAAGAGAAUGCUAAAGCCAACUGAAGCCAGAGCCUACACAGGGAGCGUUAAUGAAGUAGUGACGGAUCUGAUGGAGAGGAUUCAGGAGAUCCGCAGAGAGAGCGCCUCUGGAAACACAGUCCCUGACAUCGCCAAUCUCUUAUACAACUUUGCCUUUGAAGGAAUCUCUUAUAUCUUAUUUGAGGCCAGAUCCGGUUGUCUUAAUAAAAACAUCCCCAUGGAGACCCAGAAAUUUGUCAGUUCGAUCGCCUACAUGCUGAAAAACUCUGUGUAUGUCACUUUCAUGCCCCUAUGGACCAGACGGGUCUUCCCUUACUGGGAGCGCUAUCUCUCGGGCUGGGAUACCAUCUUCGCAUUCACGCAAAAGCUGAUUGAUAAGAAGAUGAAUGAGAUCCAGGAAAGACUGGAGAGGGGAGAGGAGGUGCAGGGGGAGUACCUGACCUACCUGCUGUCCAGCGGAAAACUGACCAUGGACGAGGUGUACGGCAGUGUGGGCGAGCUGCUGAUGGCCGGCGUGGACACUACCUCAAACACUUUGACCUGGUGUUUGUAUCACCUGGCUCAUGAUCCGGAGCUCCAGCAAACCCUACAUGAAGAGGUGGUCAGCAUUGCUCCAUUAGAACGUAUACCCACAGCAGAUGAUAUCUCUCGAAUGCCACUACUAAAAGCCACCAUCAAAGAGACCCUCCGGCUGUACCCUGUCGUGUCUUCCAAUGGCAGAAUGAUCUGCGAAAGGGAGGUCGUGAUUGGUGACUAUUUGUUUCCAAAAAAAACUCUGUUUGUUCUGAAUCAUUAUGGCAUCUCCAGAGACGAGGACUACUUUCAGAACGCGGACAAGUUCCUGCCUCAGAGGUGGCUGCGCAAUGGCGGGAUGAAUCACCACCCAUUCAGCUCCAUUCCUUUUGGGUACGGCAUUCGGGCCUGCGUGGGGAGACGUAUCGCAGAGCUGGAGAUGCACUUGGCUUUGGCUCGGAUCAUCAGGAAAUUUGAGAUCAAAUAUAACCCUCAGGGAGGCAAAGUGAAACCCAUGUUGAGAAUUGUGCUGGUACCAAGUUCACCCGUCAACCUGGAGUUCCUGGAGAGAGCAACCUGUUAAGAUGUCAGCUUCCUCUGCUAUGGAAGGGGACUGAGCUCAGACAUGCAAUACUCCUGA